Molecule: messenger RNA, 1291 nt
Organism: Tuber melanosporum (Perigord truffle)
Lineage: Eukaryota; Fungi; Ascomycota; Pezizomycetes; Pezizales; Tuberaceae
Exons: 2
Coding region: 1-1221 (406 amino acids)
Biological process (GO): tRNA wobble position uridine thiolation
Cellular component (GO): cytosol
Molecular function (GO): sulfurtransferase activity; tRNA binding
Source: RefSeq, a predicted model, not a curated record
AUGACCGAACAAAACAUAACCCCGAACGGGGCCACCGUGCCCACCUUCUGUAAGCGCUGUAGCACAAACUCCUCCGUAAUAAACCUCCGAACAGAACACCUCUGCAGCGAUUGCUUCGACAAAUACGUCCGUUCGAAAUGCAUAAAACGCAUGGAAGCCUACCGCGUUCGUUAUAACCCUCCAGACACCGACACCUCCCCUCGACGUCUCCUGCUCCCUCUCUCGUUCGGGAUAUCCUCAACAACUCUGCUGCACCUCCUCAACUCACAGCUCCAAAACCAACUCGCGCGCACAACACGCACUGGGUUUGUGCUCAUAGUCGUGCAUAUUGAUGAGAGCGCCAUAAACCCCACCGUCCCGCUAGCGGAGGAGGGUAUGCGGGCAGUGCAGGAGUGGUUUCCGGACGUGGGAGAGUACUUUAUCGUAAGGUUAGAAGGAAUUUACGGGUUCUCCAACGCCGUGAAGGCUUUCGAAAUGGGCGUAGAGGAGGAGGAGAGACGGGGAGGAGGAGAUUGGAGGGAGAAAUUAAAAGGCUUACUGGGCGCAUUGCCAUCGCCUACUUCCCGCAUGGACCUCCUCCAGAUCCUUAGGACGAGACUCAUCACCGAGCUCGCGCGGAAGUACGCUUGCGAAGCGGUCCUCUGGGGAGAUACUACUACCCGCCUUGCAGAGAAGAUGCUCGCGGAAACCGCUAAGGGGCGGGGGUUCUCCGUCCCCUGGCAAACGUCUGACGGCGAUUCCCCCUACGGCGUCAAGUUCUUGUAUCCGCUCAGGGAUCUGCUAAAGAAGGAAUUGGUGGUCUAUGUGUCGCUGGAAGUGCCCACCCCGCUACGCCCGCUAUGCUUUGGGGCGGCGGAGGAGGGGGAGGGGAAGAAGAAGCAUGCUGCCGUUGGGAAGGGGAUUACCAUCGAUGAGCUCAUGACACAGUAUUUUGAGGGGAUUGAGGGGCAGUAUCCGUCCAUUGUUGCGAAUGUUGUGCGGACGGCGGGGAAGUUGGUUACAGAGGGGGGUGUGGUUAGGAUUGGCAGGUGUAAUAUUUGUGGGCUUCCCAGAGAUGGUGGUGGCGGGGAGUUGGUACUUGACGCCAAGACGAAGCUUGGGGAGAGUUCUAGUGGAGAGGUGAACGGGAACAGAAGUGGAGGAAAAAAGGAAGGGGGUGACAUGUGUUAUGGGUGCGCGAGGUCGGUACAUGGUGCCAGGCCAUACGAAUGGCCGUUAUGAUUAUGCCGCCACAGUAGAGUUUCAUUCAUGGGCCUUUUGUCAUUCAAUGUAAUAUCAUACAGUGCUGUCA